CAAAAUGGAUUAGUUUUUAUUUCAGUACGCAUAGAAAUAAGCAAAUUCGGGUAUGAAUAAACCACCGGUUCCCGAUGUGCGGUGUACGGCAUAUAUUUCAAAUCUUCCCUUCGAUUUGACCAACAUAGAUGUGCAUAAAAUAUUUUCCAAACAUGGUAAAAUUGUGAAAGUAACGAUACUACGCGACAAAACUACCCGGAAAAGUAAAGGGGUCGCUUUCGUCCUCUUCUCCACACCACAAGAAGCACUGGAAUGUUGCAAUGUGAGCAACAAUACGCAAAUGUUCGGUCGGACAGUGAAGGCAAGCAUCGCGAAGGACAAUGGCAAAUCGGCAGACAAUGCGCAACGGAAGCACUAUCCCGAUAAGAGCAGGUGUUUCGAGUGUGGUGAUGAAGGACAUCUAAGCUACAGCUGCCCGAAGAAUGUACUUGGGAGUAGGACACCGCCACGGAAGUCCGGUGGUAACCGAGCGAAGCGAAAACAACGGUCCGCUGAGUCGGAAUCGUUCGGAGGUACGAGUGAACCGGAAGAGGCACCAGUGCGGAAUGCAGAUAGUGUGCCGGUUCCGGUAAAGAAGGUGAAAUAUAAGAAAAGUGACUACUUUAGCGAUGACGAAGAGCUAGAAGAGGGUGAUUGAUAAAUUGAGGAUAAUUUUUAUGGUACCUCAAACAUGUGUAGAACGUGUAACUCUGUUAGAUAAAAUGUAUAUUUAAAAUUAACUUUUAACACAAAAAACAUACU
Anopheles coustani is the source of this 741-nucleotide messenger RNA. Its product is annotated as zinc finger CCHC-type and RNA-binding motif-containing protein 1-like. Gene Ontology annotation, biological process: mRNA splicing, via spliceosome. The record is from RefSeq and is a predicted model, not a curated record. Gene Ontology annotation, cellular component: U12-type spliceosomal complex. The coding region runs from base 53 to 637 and encodes 194 amino acids. Gene Ontology annotation, molecular function: RNA binding; zinc ion binding. The transcript has 2 exons. Lineage: Eukaryota; Metazoa; Arthropoda; Insecta; Diptera; Culicidae.